Molecule: messenger RNA, 438 nt
Organism: Thamnophis elegans (Western terrestrial garter snake)
Lineage: Eukaryota; Metazoa; Chordata; Lepidosauria; Squamata; Natricidae
Gene: LMO3
Product: LIM domain only 3
Exons: 3
Coding region: 1-438 (145 amino acids)
Biological process (GO): positive regulation of transcription by RNA polymerase II
Cellular component (GO): nucleus
Molecular function (GO): transcription coactivator activity; DNA-binding transcription factor binding
Source: RefSeq, a predicted model, not a curated record
AUGCUCUCUGUCCAGCCAGACACCAAACCGAAAGGUUGUGCUGGCUGCAACCGUAAGAUCAAGGACAGGUAUCUCCUCAAGGCCCUGGACAAAUACUGGCAUGAGGACUGCCUGAAAUGUGCCUGCUGUGACUGUCGUUUGGGGGAAGUGGGCUCUACCUUGUACACCAAAGCCAACCUUAUCCUCUGCCGCCGAGACUACCUAAGGUUAUUUGGUGUGACUGGAAACUGUGCAGCCUGUAGCAAGCUUAUCCCCGCGUUUGAGAUGGUGAUGAGAGCCAAGGACAACGUCUACCACUUGGACUGUUUUGCGUGUCAACUGUGUAAUCAGAGAUUUUGCGUGGGAGACAAAUUUUUCCUAAAGAACAACAUGAUUCUCUGCCAGACGGACUAUGAAGAAGGUUUAAUGAAAGAGGGCUACGCCCCCCAGGUCCGCUGA